Messenger RNA from Fusarium sp. VM40, 1677 nucleotides. The record is from the annotation of a GenBank genome assembly. NCBI's taxonomy places the organism in Eukaryota, Fungi, Ascomycota, Sordariomycetes, Hypocreales, Nectriaceae.
AUGUCCUCCGACGAAAAGGCCUCUAAGAGGUCUGAGAGCCCCAUUGGCAGCAAUGAGGCUGACAACGCCGAUGGUCUUCAUCGCCGUCUCAACAACCGUCAAGUUCAGCUUCUUGCUAUGGGAGGUACCGUUGGUACUGGUCUCUUCAUCGGUAUCGGCGCCGGUCUCGCCAAGGGUGGCCCCGGUAGUCUUCUCGUCUGCACUGCUCUCUACGCCAUGGUCCUCGGUCUCACCAACAACUCUAUCGCUGAGAUGAACACUUAUAUGCCUGUCUCUGGUGGUUUCAUCCGUCUCGCUGGCCACUGGGUCGACGAUGCUUUGGGAUUCAUGGUCGGAUGGAACUUCUUCUUCUACGAGGCUCUCCUGAUCCCCUUCGAAAUCGUUGCUCUAAAUCUGGUUGUUUCAUUCUGGUCCCCCGAGGUUACAGACGCUGGCCCAACUGCCGGCUUCAUUAUCGCUGUCAUCCUUGCAUAUGGCGUGCUGAACCUUCUUGCUGUUGGUGUCUUUGGUGAAGCUGAAUUCUGGCUGGCCCUUGGCAAAGUCCUCCUAAUCCUCAUCCUCUUCCUCUAUACCUUCGUGACUAUGGUUGGGGGUAACCCAAAGGGUGACGCUUAUGGCUUCCGCUACUGGUCCAAUGUGCAUGAUGCAUUUGCUACCUACCGAACCGAUGGUGACCUUGGACGCCUCGAAGGCUUUAUGGGCGCUCUGGCCGCCGCUGCCUUUUACGUUGUCGGCCCUGACUAUAUCUCUAUGGUCGCCGCCGAGUCUAAGCACCCUAGCAUAUAUGUCAAGACUGCAUUCAAGACGGUCUACGCCCGAUUUGGUGUUUUCUUUAUUGGUGCUGCCUUGACUUGCGGUAUUGUUCUUGACCACAAGGACCCUACUCUCGUCAGCGUUCACCUCGGCACUGGAGAGGGUGGUGGUACUGCUGCUGCCUCUCCUUGGGUUAUUGCUAUGUCCAACCUCGGUAUUGAUGUUCUGCCUCACAUCGUGAACGCCUUGCUCUUCACGACCAUCUUUUCUGCCGGCAACACCUACACAUACUGCGCUACCCGUUCCCUGUACAGUCUCGCGCUCGAAGGUCGUGCGCCUGCCUUCCUUCGAAAGACCACCAAGAACGGUGUCCCUAUCUGGUGUUUUGCCGUUACCAUGAUCUUCCCUCUGCUCGCAUUCCUUCAGCUCGACAGCAGCUCUUCCGAAGCUCUGAGCAUCCUCCUUGCUCUUAUCACCGGUGGAGGUAUUGUGGACUACAUCACCAUGAACAUCACCUUCCUCUUCUACUACCGCGCUUGCAAGGUGCAAGGAAUUGACCGCACGAAGAUGCCUUACUUUGGCUACUUCCAGCCCUACUGUGCCUGGAUCGCCCUUAUCCUUCACACCGUCGUCGUGUACACCUACGGAUACACAUCCCUCACUGCCCCCUUUAGUGCGAAGGAUUUCUUCUCCAACUACACCAUGCAGCUCAUCGCUCCUUUCAUGUACCUUGCCUGGAAGCUCAUCAAGCGCACCAAGAUCGUCAGUGCUGAAGAGUGUGAUAUCGUUUGGGAGAGGCCUAUCAUUGACGCUUAUGAGGCGCGUGCCAUGAUCAUCGACCCUCCUACUAGUUUCUGGGAGGAAAUCGUCGGCAUGGUGGGCAUUAAGCUGAACAAGAAGAAGCAGGAGGCCACUGAGGUGUAA